This is a messenger RNA of Trichoderma gamsii, 612 nucleotides long. RefSeq lists its product as hypothetical. The transcript has a single exon. Lineage: Eukaryota; Fungi; Ascomycota; Sordariomycetes; Hypocreales; Hypocreaceae. The record is from RefSeq and is a predicted model, not a curated record. Bases 1 to 612 code for a protein of 203 amino acids.
AUGGCGUCUCUAGCAGAGCAGAACUUCAACCUGUUCUCGCAGCAGCAGCAGGAGGAAUACUCCCACUUCGCCGACGCAACCCACAACCCCGUCUUCACCUCUGCGCCCAUGGAUCUGGGCAUGACCGCCGAUGCCUUCUCGUUUGUGCAGCGCGCACCCAGCCAGGAGCACUACAGCACCAGCCCCAGCACCAUCAGCUUCGAAUACACCACCGACCCAGCUUCCACCUACAUGAUGAACAGCGCUGCCUCACCAGGCGUGUACGGCGACGACCUUCUCUCCAACAUGUCCACCGGCUCUGCAUCCUCAUCAGCGGUUGGGUCUCCUCUAUCGAGCCACGGCCAGACGGGCAUGGAUCUGGCCCAGUACGGUGGUCUCGGCAUCCAGCCUAGCAUUGCCGGCGAAUACUACGAUUUUUCUGCCUAUGCGCAUGGAAUGGAGGAUGUGACGCCCUAUGAUUUCACCGGCCUGGCACCCACCAAGUCCUAUGUUGGUAAGUCUCUCUUUUUCUUUACUUUACUUGAUUCAUUUUUUGCUUUCAUUAUUCAUCAUUCCCUCUCCCUCCACGCAACCCCAUGGUGGCAGCCUGUCGCGGCAAGAUUUCCUCUUUAG